UCACCAUUAAGGGAAGCAUCUGAGUGUGAGAGACCGCCCCAGUAUCCGCUGCUGCAUCCAACUCGCUUCCACACUUGGGUUCAUUCAACACACACUUUUCCCACCGGGAUGGAGCCGCUUCGUGCAGCGCGCGGAGCUAACGCGGAACACGCACCUUUUCACACGGGACACAUGGCCGCGAAUAUAAGGCGAAUAUUUUCUACUUUCAUUUGGAUAAUUACACUCGUUUCAAGUUCGAGGACGAGGAUAUAUCCACCCAACGAAGUGACCCUGCUGGAUACCCGGACAGUGCCAGGAGAGCUGAAAUGGGCUGCCAGUCCUUCAGAGGGAGGGUGGGAAGAGGUGAGUAUUAUGGAUGAGAAGAACAUCCCCAUCAGGACAUACCAGGUGUGCAAUGUGUUGGAGCCCAAUCAGAACAACUGGUUGAGGACGGAUUGGAUUCCUCGUUCUGGUGCUCAGAGGGUCUACGUCGAAGUCAAGUUCACCCUGAGAGACUGUAACAGCCUGCCGGGGGUCACCGGCACCUGCAAGGAGACGUUCAAUUUGUACUACCACGAGUCGAACGAAGACAGAGAGAGCUACAUCAAAGAGAGCAGCUUCAUUAAGGUGGACACCGUGGCAGCAGACGAAAGCUUCACCCAGGUGGAUGUUGGUGACCGCAUCAUGAAACUGAACACUGAGGUGAGGGAUGUAAAAGUGACGACCCGUAAAGGUUUCUACCUGGCCUUUCAGGACGUUGGUGCCUGCAUCGCUUUGGUUUCUGUCCGAGUUUUCUACAAAACCUGCCCACUCACCAUACGGAACCUGGCAACUUUUCCUGACACUGUCACCGGAGCUGAUACGUCUUCCUUAGUGGAGGUCAGGGGGUCAUGUGUAAACCAAUCAGAAGAGAGAGAGGAGCCUAAAAUGUACUGCGGCGCUGAUGGAGAAUGGCUGGUUCCUAUUGGUGGAUGCCUCUGCCACCCAGGAUAUCAGGAGAAAGGCGGAGGAUGUAAAGCCUGCUCUGCUGGUUUUUACAAAGCGAAAGCUUCGGAUGCUGGAUGCUUUAAGUGUCCUCCUCACAGCCACUCGCUCCGAGACGGGGCAACCGCCUGUGACUGCCACUCUGGUUUUUACCGUGCUGACAGUGACCCUCCCUCCAUGGCCUGUACCCAGCCACCAUCAGCCCCUCAGCAACUCAUUUCUGUGGUGAAUGAGACGUCGGUGGUCCUGGAGUGGGCCCCCCCUCGCCGGCUGGGAGGACGCAGCGACACCAGCUACAGUCUGGAGUGUCUCAUUUGUCAAACAGGAAGCCACAGUCAAACCGGUAAAGUCCUCCCAAGGAAUCGCAGCAUCUCACUUCCAGAGGCUCAGUAUGGGGGCCUGGGGAUACAGUCAGACCAAGGGAUUGUGGGAUCUGAAGUGCAAACAGGGAGAGGGGUUUACCAGAGCGGGCAGGUACCUGAAGAUUACCCGAGACCUGGUUCAGAUUCAGGCUCCAGCUCUCAGCUCUGCCUCCCCUGCGGCUCAGACGUGCUCUUCUCCCCCGGUCAGACGGGCCUAAAGAGCACUAGGGUGGUGGUGAGUGAGCUCCGGGCCCACACGCACUACACCUUCAUUGUAUACGCACGCAACGGGGUCUCCCAGGUCAGCGGCACAGGUGUAGCCCAGAGUGUGUCCGUCACCGUCACCACCAACCAAGCUGCUCCCUCCCCCGUGUCAUCAGUCCACGCCACCGAAGUUACCAGGCACAGUUUGUCGUUGUCGUGGCAACAGCCGGAUCGACCCAAUGGGGUCAUCCUGGAGUACGAGGUCAAGUUCUAUGAAAAGGACCAGAGAGAGCGCUCCUAUCGCAUAAUGAGGACCUUCUCUCGGAUCGUCGAUGUAGCGGGUCUCAACCCCCUCACUGUGUACGUGUUUCAUGUGCGAGCUCGCACUGCAGCGGGAUACGGAGAGUUCAGUGCCCCAUUUGAGUUCUCCACAAAUUCAGAUCCCUUCCCUCUGAUUGGAGAAGGAGUAAACUCGGCCUUCCUGCUGCUGUCUGUCAGCGGGGUUGGAAUUUUACUGCUGAUAUCUGCAGCUGUCUUCAUCAUUAGCCGCAGGAGGAGUAAGUACAGCAAAACAAAGCAGGAUUCAGAGGAGGAGAAACAUCUUAACCCAGGAGUCAAAAUCUACGUGGACCCGUUCACCUAUGAAGACCCAGAUCAGGCCAUCCACGAGUUUGCCAAGGAGAUUGAUGUUAGCAGUAUUCACAUUGAGAGGGUUAUUGGCAUGGGAGAGUUUGGGGAGGUGUGCAGUGGUCGGCUGCGCGCUCAGGGAAAGAGGGAGAUAUACGUGGCCAUCAAAAGUCUGAAGGCGGGCUACACGGACAAACAGAGGCGGGACUUCCUGUCUGAGGCCUCCAUCAUGGGACAGUUUGAUCACCCCAACAUCAUCCGGCUGGAGGGAGUUGUCACGAGAUGCAAGCCGUUGAUGAUCAUAACGGAGUACAUGGAAAAUGGAUCAUUGGAUGCUUUUCUCCGGAAACAUGACGGCCAGUUCACAGUGAUCCAGCUGGUCGGCAUGCUGCGUGGCAUCGCCUCAGGUAUGAAGUACUUGUCGGACAUGAGCUACGUUCACAGAGACCUGGCAGCUCGAAACAUCCUGGUCAACAGCAACCUGGUGUGUAAGGUGUCGGACUUUGGCCUGAGUCGUGUUCUGGAGGACGACCCAGAGGCUGCGUACACUACGAGGGAGCCUACAGGGACUUAUCUUUCCCCUGGAGGGAAGAUCCCCAUCAGAUGGACAGCUCCAGAGGCAAUAGCCUACAGGAAGUUCACCACGGCCAGCGAUGUGUGGAGUUAUGGCAUCGUCAUGUGGGAGGUGGUUUCAUACGGAGAGAGACCUUACUGGGACAUGAACAACCAAGACGUGAUAAAAGCAAUCGAGGAGGGCUACCGCCUGCCUGCUCCAAUGGACUGUCCUGUGGUGCUGCACCAGUUAAUGUUGGACUGCUGGGAGAGGGAACGUGCAGAGAGACCCACCUUCAGCCAGAUCCUCAACAUGCUGGAUAAACUGAUACGUAACCCCGGCACGCUGCGCCGCACAAGAGGAGAGAGACCCACGGCCACCAUGUUGGAGUCUGGUUUGGGGUCAGAGGUGUGUGUGUCUGUUGUACCGGAGGUGUGUGUGCCUGAGUGGUCAGUGUGCGUGUGGCUGCAGUCCAUCGGGCUGGAGCGGUACAGAGACACUCUGGCAGCAGCUGGCUACACCAGCCUCGACGGCCUUCUGGCUCUCACACACCAGGAAAUGGACAGAGUUGGAAUUAUCACGCCCUCACACCAGGACUUACUUAUUGCCAGUGUGCAGCAGGAAAUGUUGUCUCAAAUGCAGCACAUGCAACACACAAUGGUUCCAGUCUGAGCAGGAGAACGAAUACCAACCUGUUCAUGAGAAGAAUUUCAUUUACCUCAUCCAUGCACUUUAGAGGGACUUUUCAAGGAGCGGAGUGAAGUAGACAUAAUGAAAAGAAGAGAGAGAGAAGCAGCACUUUUGUUAACUUCCGUCCUGGGGAGUUUUCUGAAAUCCAUGAUCUGGACAUGGCAGCAGAACGCAUUAAGCUACUGCGAGCUUAGACUGAAGCCUCAUCCUCUUAUCCACUUCUAUUUGUCAUUAUUUUAUUCUCUGGUUUUGUGAAGGCUGACAUGUAAGGCUGUGCAUAAGCAGAAUGGCUUCCAACGUUUUCUUUUUGCUGCUUUGGGCUUGACUUGAAUAAAAUGUGUUUGCUCGUAUGAACAUACUUGUGUGAGUGUGUGUGUGUUUGUGUGUGUGUGUGUGUGUGUGUGUGUGUGUGUGUGUGUGUGUGUGUGUGUGUGUGUGUGUGUGUGUGUGUGUGUGUGUGUGUGUGAGAGAGAGGGUUUGGAUGUUAGUGUGAGUGUGUUGUACCUUGCGUGACUGUAAACAACCUGGAAUCUCUUUUGUCAAGACUUCAGCCAUCUUUGAAUAUUUUGAAUAUGCAAAGUAAUAAAGAGAGAGUGAGAGGGAGGAGCCAGACAGAAUGUAUCAUUACACGCUCUGUUGAUACUAACACACUGUAUGAUUUGCUUGUGUUUUUUUAUAUUUUCAGUUUUUAUUUUUGAAUUGUAAAAUUGUGUUGAAUUAGACAUUAAGAGUAGAAUGUCAUCUGUCUGUGUCAAAUGUAUAUGUCUCUUGUUUAAUGCUAAAACUUAGCUACAAAAAGCAAUGUUUAUUUAUGGCCUUUUUUAAAUCUAGUUUGUACAUUGUAAAAUAGAAACACUGAGGAAAUAUUGUAAUGAUGUCUGUAUUGCAUUGCAAUAAAUCCCCAAAUUCAUCCA
Molecule: messenger RNA, 4313 nt
Organism: Labrus mixtus (cuckoo wrasse)
Lineage: Eukaryota; Metazoa; Chordata; Actinopteri; Labriformes; Labridae
Product: ephrin type-A receptor 4-A-like
Exons: 19
Coding region: 109-3381 (1090 amino acids)
Biological process (GO): protein phosphorylation; axon guidance; cell surface receptor protein tyrosine kinase signaling pathway
Cellular component (GO): plasma membrane; neuron projection
Molecular function (GO): protein binding; ATP binding; transmembrane-ephrin receptor activity
Source: RefSeq, a predicted model, not a curated record